This is a messenger RNA of Naegleria lovaniensis, 492 nucleotides long. RefSeq lists its product as uncharacterized. Gene Ontology annotation, biological process: cobalamin metabolic process. The transcript is spliced from 3 exons. The record is from RefSeq and is a predicted model, not a curated record. Bases 1 to 492 code for a protein of 163 amino acids. NCBI's taxonomy places the organism in Eukaryota, Heterolobosea, Eutetramitea, Acrasida, Naegleriidae.
AUGACUUCAAAAACGACUGCCAGCCGAUAUACUGUCGUGCCUCCAACCAUCAUCAACUUUCAAGAUGAUGAUAGCAAUGAUUCAUUUGUGAUUGAAUAUUCAAUUCAUAAAUGUCCUAAUUUAUUGAAAUCCGAUAUGAAGAAUAUAUUUCCAAAGAUGAAACAACAUUUUGACAAGUACCAAUUGUACAUCAUUCCUACAUUUCAACCAGUUUCAUGCUCCUUGUUUGUGUUUGAUGAAAACAGUGAGAAGGAGAAGGAUGACAAAUUGAAACGGUUCUUACGGUUCAGUGAAAAACUAAAAACCUUUAUCGAACAACAAUCAAUGAAUGAUUCAAAAAACGAUUUAAUGUGGUGUGAUUAUACAGACCCUGUGACAGGAUAUCCUGUACUUUCCGAUAGAGGAGGAAUGCUCUACAGUGAUACUCAUUUCACAUCCUUUGUGGAAAACGCAAGUUUAUCCUGCAACCUUUUUUACCACCUGUCCUCCUGA